Malurus melanocephalus (red-backed fairy wren) is the source of this 2447-nucleotide messenger RNA. RefSeq names its product eukaryotic translation initiation factor 4E family member 3 (gene EIF4E3). Gene Ontology annotation, biological process: translational initiation. Gene Ontology annotation, molecular function: RNA 7-methylguanosine cap binding; translation initiation factor activity. Lineage: Eukaryota; Metazoa; Chordata; Aves; Passeriformes; Maluridae. The record is from RefSeq and is a predicted model, not a curated record. Gene Ontology annotation, cellular component: eukaryotic translation initiation factor 4F complex.
AUGGCGCUCGGUCCCCCCGAGCGGGACGCGCCGGGGCUGCCGCUGCACUCGCCGUGGACCUUCUGGCUGGACAAAUUUGGCUUGAAGGCAUCASCGCCGGCGGUGGAAGAACUGCCUGGAGCCAUGGAUAUUCCCUGCGUGCGUUGGGUGACAUGGCACCUGGCGGCAAAGCUGCCCUGUGAGACGGGCUUCUCCUCAGCCUGUGCCYGCGUCCCAUCCAUCGGGGUACGGGGGAGCUUGUGGCUGGUGUGGCCGGCCUGGUCACUUCCUGGUACAACAGCGGCUGAAUGUGCAUUAAAUUUGAAGAAGAUUUAUACAGUACAAACAGUGCAGGAUUUCUGGAGUGUCUACAACAACAUUCCUCCUGUGACAAAUUUGCUACGAUGUAGCUACCAUUUAAUGCAGGGAGAAAGAUGCCCGAUUUGGGAAGAAAGCAAUGCCAAAGGAGGUAUAUGGAAAAUGAAGUUCCCUAAAGAAAGUACGGUUGCAGUUUGGAGAGAGCUACUGCUAGCAACUAUUGGAGAGCAGUUUACAGAUUGUUGUUCAGCAGAUGAUGAAGUAAUAGGGGUUAGUGUCAGUGUUCGAGACCGUGAGGAUGUUGUGUAAAUCUGGAACAUGAACUCCUCUUCAGCAARUGAAGCAAAAGUUUAAGAAAAGAUUCAUAAACWUCUCCCACACGUGCCUUUUAAAGCAGUCUUUUAUAAAUCCCACAGAGAGCAUCACGCUUUUGAAGGCUGAUGUGGAAAGCAUUAAGUGCAUUGUAUGCCAUGAUCAUUUGUUUUGAGCUGGUCUGGACGAGGAGGAGGGUGGUGGAAGCCCUGCAGAAGUGCCACAUGGGGUUGACCGUUUUGAGUUUCUGACAAUUCAAACUGGGCUGUUGCUACUGAAAAUGAAAAAAUCCGAACAGAUGCCUUGACCACUAAAUACAUGAUUCAUUAUUUCAUGCUGAGUUGGUGUUUUUAAUUCUUCAUUGUUUCUUAAAAAAAAAUAUUUUGGCUACUUGUUUAUUUUAACCUGAUUAUAUCUGUUCCCAUUUCAUUAAGAUAGUAGGCUUUCUUUUCUUUUAUACUGUACUUAGUGAAAGGCAAAUGUGCACAGAGAUGCUGUUCUGCUUUUCCAAGAUGUGCUGUACAUAUCCUGGCUUGGGUAAAGUGUUUUCAAUUUUCACUUUUAAACAUUCCUAUCAUGUUAAAAUUUACUCACUGGUUUUGUCCCAAGAGAGAAAGAAAUUGCAUUGCAUUUAUUCUAAUGUUCAGUGUAAUCUGAACUUGCAUUGACAAYAGCUGUAAAUGUAAAUAGAAAAGGGUACCUCAAAUGAGCAGCUAAAGAGAAYACAUUUAUAUUGGGACUAACCCUGUGAAGGAUGAUGUUUAUGUCUUUCAGUUGUAAUGAUUUCAGAAGAGCCCUUGUUCAGGUUAGAAUGAGAAAUUUCUCAGUAGGAAAUCCUGUAAACUCCACCCCUCUUAUUUAAGGGUGAUAGGAUUUUUAUGGUUUUAUAUUGUGUACUUUCUUAUGGUACUUUUUUGUACAUUCGUGAGAAAGUGUCAUGAAUAAUUUCUACUGAAUUGUACAAACUGGAUCCAUCCUUCCUACUUCCUUAAGUAAAUCAGGCCCAUGUCUGCACCCACUAGGUCAGUGUCAGAACUGCUGCUGACUUCAGUGCAAAAGAAGAGAUCCCAUUGUCUGUAGCUUCAAGCCAUCAAAAUUUCCUAAGUGACCUUUUUUUAUACAAAAAAUACAGAAAUUUAUUUUGUAGUGUGAAUAGGAAUAUAAACAGUGUGUUAACCUUUAAAUGUUUGUCUAUACAACUAUUUGAGGUGUUUUAAUAUACUACCAAAGACUGAURUAGUUCCUUUUACAAGAAGCUGCAAGGUAGAGAUGAACAUACCCUCUACUAAGUUCUCCUUCAUCCUUUAGAGGUUUUUGUCUGGCAGCUGUUCAAGUUGCACUGAUUUCCAUGUCUUUAGUUUAUUAAGAGGCAGCYAUAAAAUUAAAAUAAAUUUAAAAAUAAGUAUCACACAUUUGAGAUUCCUUUUUUUACAACUUUAUCUUGUACUUACARUUUUAACUUGUAUUUAUGGAUUAAAACUGUGUGGUUAAUGGGCAUUAUUAAUUAAACACAUUUUCUAUAAUCCAAGUAUCUUGCUUCUGUAAUUGCUUUCUGGGUUGAAGUGUUACUUGUCCUGCUUUUUCAACCCUGUGUAUUUUUCAUUGAAACUUACUUUCUUUAAAGCUGUCUGCUUUGUUCUUAGAUUAAAUUUAUUUUUAGUGAGGAAGUGUGGAUACUUGCAGGUGGGAUUUACCUGGACARCCUCCAGGCCUGCGUGAUGGAGGGGGAAGAGUGACUUUGGAGAAGUGAGGGUUAGAACCCAGUGAGGAGAAAUGUUUUCAGCUGCUUGAUGACAAAAUUUCUCACUUGAAAUACUUCCCUGUCUUUGGAGGAAAUG